Molecule: messenger RNA, 1246 nt
Organism: Juglans regia (Persian walnut)
Lineage: Eukaryota; Viridiplantae; Streptophyta; Magnoliopsida; Fagales; Juglandaceae
Exons: 2
Coding region: 711-1091 (126 amino acids)
Source: RefSeq, a predicted model, not a curated record
GGUCUUCUAAUCGAACUAUGUGAAAGAUGAACCCUUUUUUAUUUGCGCUCUGGCAGAUGCUAUGCUUUCGUGAAUUUAAUCUGUAGCUCCUGAUCUUGAUUUCUAGGGUUUCUCUGUGACAUUUCUCUGUUCCCAUUUAUCCGUCCGGUACUAACUUUGAAAAUGGUGGCCAAGUAAACAGAGCAAUUUCUGUUAUCCGGAUUUUUCUUCUUGUGAUCUGGAAUUAGUCUUCCUAAAUAUUUUCAUCAUAAUGGGUUUUCAUAUUCCAUUGCUUGGCAUUUUGUUUGAUUUGUAACAUUAUUUUGUAUGGCUAAAGACAAUGGAAUCACCCAAAAUAAAUUUUUUACGGAAUUUCGGUGGAGCUAUGGGUGUCUAAAGUUUGGAGGACUAGUCAUAGGGCUUGGCAUCCUGUGAAAUUUGCAUGGUUUACAGAAUUUGAAGAUAUGCUUCUUCGGUGGUUUUUAAUUGUCCCUUGUUAAUGGUAGACGUGCACAACAGAAUGUCUAAAUCAAACUUUGUUCUAGUUUUUGCUCGAUAAUUGUGCAGUAAUACAUUAGAAUGUCACUUCCAGUUCGACUUUAGCGAGGAUGAUUGCUGAUAAUAUCUGUCAAUUUGAGCCCUGGUUAAUGGUCCAGGUGGUUAAAGAGUGAGGUGGGAUUCAGAGUGCAGAAGAUUCAAGGAAAGAGAGGAGCUGGACCUCUGAAUUGGUGAUGGUGGAAGUAUGGUGGUCCCUAUUGGGGGCUGCUAUCCCAGCAGUUAUUGCAGGGCAAGCUUUUAGAAUGAAGAAAAAGCGUACUGAAGAGCAGAGGUUAAAGACUGCCAGGGGUAGGGAGAAGAGUUCUGAUGACAUAUUUGUCUGUGAAAGGGUAUGUACAUCAAAGAGAAUGUUGAAAAAGGUUGGUUCCUUCUCAAAGGACCCUAUUCCUGAUACCUGUGUUACUGUCUGUGGUGUGUCUGAGCUUGACGCUUGUGCUGAUGCAUGUGCUCGCACUGUUUGUGUAAAUCAACAUCAAGUGCCUAAUUGGAAUGACGUCUGCUUAAGGAGAUGCCAAAGUGAAUGUCUCAAACUCUCUGAUUCUCGUUCUUCUUAGUGCAUUUCCCCCCUCAAGUUUGUAUACCAAGUGAUGGUAUUAUAGGGAUGGUUGAUCCCACCUUCUGAAACGUGUUGUUUUCUGACUCUGAAUGUGAUUCACUUCAUGACCAAUUUCUAGUUUCAUGAGAUUAAAUAGUAUUCUGAAUUGCCUCA